CCCCAUUUCGUUUCUAGACGCAUGCGCACACGCAGUGAGGCUGAAACGGGAUUUCUCUAAUCGAUGUCCGAGUAAUUCAACGCCGCCUCCCAUCAGCUGCUCUUGUCAUGGCAGACAAACUAAACACACAGAAAAGUGUCAAAAUAGCUGCUGGAGCUGUAGUCUGUGUUGAAAGCGAGAUCAGAGGAGAUGUUACUAUUGGCCCUAGAACAGUGGUUCAUCCGAAAGCUCGGAUCAUAGCAGAGGCAGGACCCAUCGUGAUCGGAGAAGGCAACCUGAUCGAAGAACAAGCUCUGAUCAUUAACAGUUAUCCAGAAAACAUCACACCGGAUUCUGAAGUGGAGCCAAAGACCAUGACCAUUGGUACAAACAACGUGUUUGAAGUCGGCUGUGUAUCGCAAGCCUUGAAGAUUGGCGACAACAACGUAAUUGAAUCCAAAGCUGACGUUGGCAGGAAUGUGAUCCUAACCAGUGGCUGUAUCAUCGGAGCCUUCUGUCAGGUCAACACCUGUGAGGUCAUACCUGAGAACACAGUCAUCUACGGCUCUGGAUGUAUGAGGAGAGUUCAGACGGAGAGACCACAGCCCCAGACCCUCCAGCUGGACUUCCUGAUGAAGAUUCUGCCAAACUACCACCAUUUGAAGAAAACCAUUAAAGCAAGCCACACUACCAGUUAAAACGUAACAGUGACACUUUGAGUUAAAUUGCUUUGUUUGAAGAAAACUGUACAGAAUUAUUAAACCCAUUAAGAAUAGUGUCCUUUUGAUAUACUCUAUGUUUCAAACAUUCCUCAUUGCAUUCUUGCUAGCUGGAUCUUUUCUAUGUUAAAUAUUCUUCCCCCCUCGAACUUGGGAGGUUUCCUUGAUAUACUGACCAUGUAUUGUAAUAGAUUUAAAACGGAUUUGUGUGACAAUGGACUUUAUUACAAUAAGUUCAAAAGUCUUUUAUUUUGAACCACUAUACUGUGGUUCUGCAAAGUAAAAGCACUGAAGUCUGAGAGUUCACAAGAAGAAAAUAUGAAACACGUCUUUUGCUAUAAACUAAAUAAAAUGAUCAAAGUAGUAUUGA
Messenger RNA from Fundulus heteroclitus (mummichog), 1068 nucleotides. Its product is annotated as dynactin subunit 6. The transcript has 7 exons. Gene Ontology annotation, molecular function: dynein complex binding. Gene Ontology annotation, cellular component: dynactin complex. The record is from RefSeq and is a predicted model, not a curated record. NCBI's taxonomy places the organism in Eukaryota, Metazoa, Chordata, Actinopteri, Cyprinodontiformes, Fundulidae. Bases 108 to 677 code for a protein of 189 amino acids. Gene Ontology annotation, biological process: mitotic spindle organization.